Messenger RNA from Poeciliopsis prolifica (blackstripe livebearer), 948 nucleotides. RefSeq names its product empty spiracles homeobox 1 (gene emx1). Gene Ontology annotation, molecular function: DNA binding; DNA-binding transcription factor activity, RNA polymerase II-specific. The coding region runs from base 226 to 927 and encodes 233 amino acids. Gene Ontology annotation, biological process: brain development; neuron differentiation; central nervous system development. The transcript has 3 exons. Lineage: Eukaryota; Metazoa; Chordata; Actinopteri; Cyprinodontiformes; Poeciliidae. The record is from RefSeq and is a predicted model, not a curated record.
CGGUGCGCAUUUGCGAACAGACGCCCUCUGGGAGCGCACAGACUUUGCGGCACUGUUGAGUUUUCUAGCAGCAUCUUCAGAGGGUCAGAUUGUGCAGGCAGCCCUUCUCCUCCUCUUCCUCCCCGCCCCACCUCCUCCACCACCUUCCUUCGGUCAUGAUGCGACUUUGAGCAGCGAGAGGAAGUUAAGAGCAGAACGAUCCAGCUCUGUUCUUCCUGCCUAGAGAUGAUGUUCUCUUCCGCCGGGAAGCGCUGCUUCACGAUCGAGUCUCUGGUCGCCAAGGAGAGCCCCCUGCCAGCCGAGGACCCCAUCCGGCCGACGGCACUGAGUUACUCCAACCCGACCACAGAUGCCUUAAUGAGCGGCUACCAGGCUCCGGCGGCCAGGCCUCUCUACCAGAGCCCGGAGCUGGUGUUCCCCGAGGCGGUGAACCACCCGUCCCUCACCGUGGCCCCGCACCAGCUCGGAGGCUCCCACCUGCAGCACCCGCACUUCUUCGGCACGCAACACCGGGACCCGCUCAACUUCUACCCGUGGGUGUUGCGGAACAGAUUUUUUGGACACAGAUUUCAAGGGAACGAGGUGUCCCAGGACGGCCUGCUCCUGCACGGGCCCUUCGCCCGGAAGCCCAAGCGCAUCCGGACGGCCUUCUCCCCGUCGCAGCUGCUGCGCCUGGAGAGAGCCUUCGAGAAGAACCACUACGUGGUGGGAGCCGAGAGGAAGCAGCUGGCCAACAGCCUGAGCCUGAGCGAGACCCAAGUGAAGGUUUGGUUCCAGAACCGACGAACGAAGUACAAGCGCCAGAAGCUGGAGGAGGAGGGUCCGGACAGCCAGCAGAAGAAGAAGGGGAACCACCACAUCAACAGGUGGCGCAUUGCCACCAAGCAGGCCAGCUCCGAGGACAUCGACGUGACCUCAGAGGACUGAACCCCCACACGAGCCUGAGCG